CACGUACAGGCGCUUGACUCGCUGUGCGUGAAUUAAAUGGCAGUGAUCCUCACACGCGCGCUCAAAGUGGUCCUGGACGCCGCGCGACCACCUCCUGCUUCUUCGCGUGGACACAAUGAUGCCGGAGCCGCGACUGUGGACCUUGAGGCCAGAGGAGCAUCAGGAGGACAAUCGGGAGGAGCAUCAGGAGGAGCAGAUGCUCCAAGAGAACGUCCUCAGGCAGGAGGCCAAGCUGCAGCGUGUGCGGGCCCUCAGGGGCCGAGUGGAGAACAAACACCUCGGCAACAGCGAGCUGGCGGGCGAGGUGGAGCAGAUGAGUGAUGUUCUGCAGCAGAAGCAGAAGGAGGUGCUGCUGGCCGUCGCGCGGGUGGAGGAGCUCAGCCUCCAGUUGGAGGCGCUGAGGAGCAGCUCAUUGCUGUCUCCUCCUCCUCCCCGCCUCCACGCCACCUCCGCUUCCUCCUCCGUGGAGCUGAUGCGCCUCUGCAGGGAGCUGCAGCUGAGGAAGCAGCUGAACCAGGACCAGAGCAGCCGACUGCAGCAUCAGAGGUCGGGCCUGAACAAGAAGAACGUGGAUGUGGCGGCCAUGGAGCGACGCCUCUCUGAGCUCCGCCUCCGUCUUUGGAAGAAGAAGGCGGCGCUGCAGCCCCAGGAGACAAAGGUGUGGGCCCCUGGGGGUCCUGCCCACUUGUGUCGGCCCCCCCUGCAGGUCACCUCGGACGUUGCUGUGGCGGCGGUGGGUCCGUACAUCCAGUCCUCCUGUCAGGGGCCCCCACUGCCCCCCCGCCAGGAGGGCGCCACCACCCUGCCGACGCCAAUCCCGCUCCGCCGGCCGCAGGAAGCAGCCUCAGCUGUGGAGACUAGCCCCGCCCACGCCUCCACACUGCCCCGCGUGGCCGGCCUGCGCCGCCACUCAUCAGGCGUUGCGUUCAAGGACGCUGGAAGCUCAGGCGACGCUACAGAUGCUCCGCCCCCUGUCCCCUCAAGGACCAAUCACAUGGCUGAAGACCAGGCGUGGUCUCAAGCUCAGACGGCAACUAUAGCUCCGCCUCCAUCCACCGCCUUCUCCACCGGAACCUUCCCUGGAAGGAUGCGGCCAGCAAGGGGCGCCCUACAUCUGGCCAGCAAGCGGGAGAGCCCCCCCGCCGCCGACACCUCAGGGCCCCUCCCCCCUGUGCUGCAGAAGCCUUUGACGGUGGCGGCGGCGUCCAUAAUCCUCGUGUACACGCAGCAAAGCCUCCUGGGAAAGAGCUGCACGCUGCCACGCUGCCAAGCAGGUGACUCGCCGCCGCCGCUAAAGGUCAACUUGUCACCUCCUCCCCCAGUGUACGGGAGGCCCCUCCCCUCGUGCGCCUCAAAAAGGGGCGGGACUGAAAGUUGUAGAGCGGAUCCUGCAGAGCCAGCCCCCACUCGGCCGCUCAGUCCCACAAAGCUCCUCCCCUUCCUGUCUUACCCCACCGACCCGGAAGUCCUGCGGCGCCGGCACCACGCCCCCCGGCCCCUGAAGAAGCGUGGUUCCGUCACGGAGCCCGAAGGCCCGGCGGGCCCCAACAUCCAGAAGCUCCUCUACCAGAAGACCACCAUGGCCGCCAUGGAGACCAUCGCCAUGGAGACCCCAGAGGAUGAGGUGACUCCACCCCCACGUCCCCAAAGUUCACCCAUCACAAGCUCCGCGUCUUCCCGUCCCCCGGCCACUGCUCUUGGGGGGGCCAAAGAGGAAGUGCUGCAUCCAAUCACGUCGCCUCAUCCGGACCCCUCGUCCCGCCUCUCGCAAGGAGACCACACCCCCAACCUGCGACCCCCUGAGGUCACGGCAAAGAAGUCCAUCCUGCGCAAAGCUGACUCGGGUCCUGUAGAUCGGGCGCUGCGGGUCAAGUUCAACGCCCUCGCCAUCCUGCUGGACUCGUCGCUGGAGGGCGAGUACGACCUCGUCCGCAGGGUCAUCUACGAUGUGGACGACCCCAGCGCGGCCAACGACGAGGGCAUCACGGCGCUACACAACGCCGUGUGCGCCGGACACACGGACAUCGUCAAGCUCCUGGUGUGGUUUGGCGUGGACGUCAACGCCGCAGACAGUGACGGCUGGACGCCGCUGCACUGCGCCGCCUCCUGCAACAACGUGCGGGCGUGUAAGUUCCUGGUGGAGUCGGGCGCCGCUGUCUUCGCCGCCACCUACAGCGACAUGCAGACGGCCGCCGACAAGUGCGAAGACACGGAGGACGGCUACGCCCAGUGCUCGCAGUUCCUCUACGGCGUACAGGAGAAGAUGGGGGUGAUGAAUAGGGGCGUGGUCUACGCCCUGUGGGACUACGAGCCUGAGAGUGGCGAUGAGCUCCGCCUCCAGGAAGGCGAGUGCGUGACGGUGCUGAGGCGGGAAGACGAGGCGGAGGACGAGUGGUGGUGGGCGAGAUGCGGCGACCGCGAAGGUUACGUCGCCCGGAACCUGCUGGGGGUCUGCGCGAGGGUCCGCCCCCGACAAGACGCUUGACUGAAUGAUUGACAGCUGCCAGAGAUCAGGUCACAAGAUUAAAGAUUCAUCUUCAGCAUGA
Molecule: messenger RNA, 2546 nt
Organism: Nerophis lumbriciformis (worm pipefish)
Lineage: Eukaryota; Metazoa; Chordata; Actinopteri; Syngnathiformes; Syngnathidae
Product: apoptosis-stimulating of p53 protein 2-like
Biological process (GO): regulation of apoptotic process
Cellular component (GO): nucleus
Molecular function (GO): p53 binding
Source: RefSeq, a predicted model, not a curated record